Messenger RNA from Rotaria sp. Silwood2, 1701 nucleotides. NCBI's taxonomy places the organism in Eukaryota, Metazoa, Rotifera, Eurotatoria, Philodinida, Philodinidae. The record is from the annotation of a GenBank genome assembly.
AUGGCUAAAAAUUUAAUUCAUAUUUUAUGUCCAAGUGGACAUCGACGAAAAGUACAAAUGAUGCCUAAUAGUAGUUUAAUGCAAGUACUCGAAGAUAUGUGUAAUCAAGAAAAUUUAGAUUUAUCAGAUUGGGGACUCAUGCAUCAACGUACUAAAUGUGAUUUAACAAUACCAUGGCGUUUACAAAGCAUUCCGACUAAUGCUGUUUUAGAAAUGUAUAAACUUGAAAAUCGUCGACAAACUGAUGAUAUCAAUGUUCAAUUACAAUUACCUGAUAAUUCAAGAUAUACAGGUUGGUUCGAGCCUACAGUUACUCUUCAAGAAAUGCUUGAUUGGUAUCGUAUACAACCAGAAAGUAUGGUGGCUGCGCUUGAUAUUUCAAUGAGUGAUGAUCGUAAUUCAUGUCCAGUCUGUUCAUAUAUGACAGAAGAGAUCAUCGGUGAAUAUGCUUUAUCGAAUACAACAUUACGUGAACUUGGACUUACAAGUGGUACAGCUGUUAUUCGUUACAAUUUACGAGCAGUUACUGAUGGUGAAUUAUUAAAAAUAAAUAGAAGUAUUGAUGAUAAAAUUGGUCGUCGACGUCAACAACAAUAUGAACAAGAACAAAAAUCAAAACAACGAGAACAAACAACGAAAUCUGAACCUGUUCGUUCUUCUUCUCCUUCAUCAUCGAAUUCAUCACGUUCUUUGGUUAAUUCAACAGCACCAACAUCAAAUGAUCAAGAAUAUUCAAUAUUUCGUGAUCCUCCUCCAGCUAUUGUUUCUCUUCCUACAACGACACGAUCACAACAACAUUCACGAACAUUAGCUGAAGCACUUGGACUUAAUCUCUCAUUAGAUCUUGAAUCUGAUGUAAAACAACAACAAAAAUCUCAAAAUGAUUUUCGUAAUUUUAAAUUUCCCGAAUCAACAAAAGGUAAAGAUCUUUAUCAUAAUGAAUUCGAUGAUGACUAUCGGCGUACACAAAAUGUUCAACCAUGUGAUAGACGUCCAAUAGCAUAUGAUCUAACAAAAAGUCGACCAAAACGUGAUAAUAAAUCAGAAGAAUUACCCGAUACUUUUUAUGACUUAACAGCUGAUGAUCUUCGAUCAGUACUUAAUGAUUUAAGACAACAAACUACAAAUGAUAAUCCAUUAGAAACUCGUAUUAUGCGUGAUCGAAUACAAUCAGCACGUAGUAUUGUUUAUGAACAAAUAGCUAUUCGACUUGUUGUCAAUAAUCGUUAUAUUCUUCAAGGAUUAUUUCGUCCUGAAGAACCAACUUCUCGUCUUAUUGAUUUUGCUCGAACAAAUCUUAUUUGUCGACAUAUUGGAGAAAAAGAUUUUUAUUUAUAUACGUCACCACCACGUGUUUUAUUAUCAGAUUUACGAAAACCAUUAUUAACCUAUGAUUUAUCACCUGCUGCUUUUGUUUAUCUUGGUCAUCGAACAAUUUCACCACUUAAUGUACAACUUGCAUCAAAUAUUCCAAUACGAACAAUUGAUGAAGCUAAUCAAUUAGCUGCACAAUAUGUUUUUAGUCGUUCAAGACCAAUGAAUGAACGUGAACGUGAACGUAAUACUACUUUAUAUAAUGAAAGGCCAACAUCUGCAAUGAGUCUUACAACUCGUUCGACACCACGUAAUACAUCAAAUAGUAAUAUUGAUGAUAAAGCACUUCGUGAUAAAUUACGUAAAUUUAUACCGGGUAAAAAAUAA